AUGGGCAUUAGGAAAGGCAGACAGGGGAGCCAUAUCUGCCUUGGAAAUGUGGUGUUGGAGGAAGCUAUUACUUGGGAUAUCAUGAAGAGGGAGCUUGUUCAGAACGCCGAGGAUGCCGGCGCAGAUACUGUCAAAUUCCUGUAUGACGUACGGCACCACGGGAACGAGACGCUGUACCUAGAUUCCCUAGCACCUUACCAAGGUCCAGCCCUCUACUCCUUCAACAAUGCCAAGUUCAAGAAAGCCGACUGGGAUGGGAUCCAGACACCUGCCCGCAGCAAGAAGAAAACGGAUCGCCUGAAGGUUGGACGUUUCGGCAUUGGAUUCAAUUCCGUGUACCACAUAACAGAUUUACCGAGCAUCAUGAGCGACCAAAAGCUGGCAUUCAUUGAUCCAUUAGAGGAACAUUUUUUUGACAAGCGUGGUAGAGUCAAAACUGGAUGGCAAUUUGGUCUCGGAUCCGACAGCGACAUAUUCUCGGAGAACGAAGACCAGUUUCAACCGUACCACAACAUAUUUCCCGGUGUCACAGGAGGAAUUUCGACGGGAUAUUUCGACGGCACGUUGUUUAGAUUUCCUCUGCGGCAUGCCGCAAAUAGUUUAAGUGACAAAAUAUACAGCGAUGAAGGCACAAUAAGCGAGCUCCUCCUGGCUUUUCGAGCCGAUGCUGAUGUUGCUAUGCUGUUUUUGCGCUCUUUGAAUAACAUCGAGGUGUUAAAGAGGCCAUUCGGUCUGCAAGAGCCAUCACUAAUUGUACGAGUUCGAAGGGAACACGAUCCAGAAACACAUCCACCGGGAAAGGAAUUUUCUUCACGUCUAGAAACUUACUGCUCUGACGUCAGUGGGCGCCGAGGGCCGAUCAAGUUGAAUGAUUGUGUGACAUUCACUACCGAAACACUGGAGGCAUCCAAGGCACAACGCUGGAUUGUUAGUCAUCAUAUCGCGGGUGAUAGCAUGUCUCCAGAGCUUUCCGAUUUGGCCAAGAAGCAAAGUCAUCUCCCGUGGGCAGCUGUUGCUGUUCCCGUGAGUUCUUCAGAACCAAGAAAUGUAGCAGGUGAAGCAGAGAAUAACAACAUUGGUAGAGCAUUCUGCUUUCUUCCCCUGCCACCUGGUGAGGAGAGUCGGACGGGUUUACCAGUUCAUGUGCAUGGAUUCUUUGCUGUCAAUAGCGAUCGCCGCGGGAUCAAGUGGCCCGGACCUGACCAAACGGACUCUCCAGCACAAUGGAACCAACUUCUUGUGAGAGAACUUAUUCCACUUGUAUAUGUCGACGCGAUCAAAUACGCCAUUAGUAUUCACACUUCCCAGGACAGCGUGACCGCCCAUUGCAUCUAUCGAUCAUGGCCAGAUCAUGAAGAGGUUCGUGGAAACUGGGACAUUCUCUUGGAACCCUUCUACAACGCUCUCUUCCAUGAAACUAUCAUACAUAGCGACAACAAUGGGUGGAUGAACAUCGCCGACGUCCAUUUCAACGAAUUGAAUGUGGAUGAAGAUAUGGAAAAGGUCAUCCUCAAGUGCUUCAACAUCAAAGGCAUUGCAUACGCAAGGGUUCCCAAUGUGUGCAGACAGGCCAUCAGGAAGUUCUACAAAGAUCAGAUAUCCACUGUUUCUGCUUCCAGCCUUUGCCGUUGCCUCCGUGAAGAUCCUGCGAUUUUGACCAAGCUCAAUGCUGAUGAGAAGCUUCUGGUUCUUGAGUUCAUCUUGCGGGAGGACGCCAGACAAGAUCUGGAAGGAUUAUGUCUUCUUCCUCUCGAUGACGGAAGCUUCCACUUCUUCUCGAGUUCUGAUGAAAAGAAAGUGUACAUACCAACCACCGAGUUCCAUCGACAGCUUAUACCAGGAUUAUAUCAUCAAUUCAUCAGAACGGUACCAGAGGACAAGCCGCUUCAUCAACUCCUGUCCAGUAUCGAUGGGCGUUAUCAGCUAAAAGCAUUAACCCUUGAUGCAGUAGCAAAGCUCUUGAAGACCAGUUUGAAAACUCGGAUAGACGAUCAAGGGACCUGGGUACAAGACACAGAAGAGCCUUCUCUAAAUGCAUGGCUUGAAGAUGUCUGGUCAAUGCUGUACAGAGAGAGUUCAAGUAAGUUACUUCUCUUUGAAGGUAUCCAUCUUGUACCAUUGUUUGAGGCCGAUGGUGAAGCUAGAAGACUACUACCACUGUGCCCAAAGUCGGCAAUUAUCCAGAGAAGUCACCAAACAUCUGACGGUUAUCUCACAUUGACCAAUGAUCUGGCAAACAUUCUCAAACAGAUUGGAGUGACAGUCACAAACUGUCCUGAUUAUGUUCUCCGCCAUCCAGCUAUCAUGCGUGACGAAUAUAUCAAGAUGCCAACAUCAGAAGGGGUAGUUAAAUGCCUUCUGCUUUCAGAUGUUGAACUACUUUUCCAGAGAUUCCAUUCCUUCUCCACCAUCGAUAGAGAGGUUCUCGUAGAAUAUCUUGCACAGGCAAAACUCUCCCAUGAUGGCGCACCAUUUGAUUCACCUCAGUUCAUAGUAGCUUUCAAACAGCUUGGCAUGCGUGGACCAAGUGAAGUUACUUCAUCCGAGUUGAUUACAUGUGUUGAGAUGGUUGAUGAAUCUCAAAGCCCAGAAAAGGCUCGAACGCUACUAGAGCUCCUCACAAGAGGAUGA
Molecule: messenger RNA, 2631 nt
Organism: Strongylocentrotus purpuratus (purple sea urchin)
Lineage: Eukaryota; Metazoa; Echinodermata; Echinoidea; Camarodonta; Strongylocentrotidae
Product: sacsin-like
Exons: 6
Coding region: 1-2631 (876 amino acids)
Source: RefSeq, a predicted model, not a curated record